UCAAGAUGGUGUUUGGAGAUAUGUAAAAUGAAUGAAGUUGAACAGUCUAUUUAGUCAGUAUUCUUUGGUAGUUUAUAUAGUCAAAGUAUUACUGCAAUAUUAAUUUUUCUUGAGCUUUGAUCGAAUAGGUUUCACUUACAAAGAAUGUCAUUGUGUAUACAACUGUUAUGUACAUUGUAGUAUCAUAAAUUCAGUGAUAACAACAACAAACUAAGAAAUUUGAGUAUGUCUGUGCCAGUGAUUCUGCCAGCAGUGUUGUCCUUAUGCUGCCUGUUGAGGUCUGUCACUGCCAGGGCUGACUGGGAACCUUGGCCAGAUGCCUGUGAGAGUCUCAGUCCAGGCAAUGACAUUCCACCACAGACCAGCCCCUUGCCUUGGAACAUCAAGAUAGACGAUGACAAGGUCCAGGCAGAUGGAUGUGUGUACAUCACCCUAGAGGGCAAUGAGACCAAUGAGUUUGCCGGCUUCAUGGUUCAGACUAGGAAUGAAUCCAACAUCCCUGUGGGCAAAUUUAGGCCUGCGAAUGAUGUUAAGCUGAUAUCAUGCUUCGGUGUGGAGAAGAACACUGCAAUAAACAUAAACUACCUCCCUAAAGAAGAGGUGAUUAUCAGAUGGUUUCCAGAAGAAAAGGACCAAGGUCAUACAGUGAGAGUUGUAGCCACAAUUGCAAGAGAUUAUCUUGAAAAAGAGUAUUGGCUCAAACAUGAAUCUGUUCCAAUAAAAAUCCUGCCACCAAAGUAUCCAUUAUUUGUAGAUAGAUAAUAAAAUGUUGCUCAAAACA
This is a messenger RNA of Macrosteles quadrilineatus (aster leafhopper), 781 nucleotides long. RefSeq names its product putative defense protein Hdd11. The coding region runs from base 226 to 762 and encodes 178 amino acids. The transcript is spliced from 5 exons. NCBI's taxonomy places the organism in Eukaryota, Metazoa, Arthropoda, Insecta, Hemiptera, Cicadellidae. The record is from RefSeq and is a predicted model, not a curated record. Gene Ontology annotation, molecular function: oxidoreductase activity, acting on metal ions.